CUGCCGUCCACUGGUUUCGCCAUUUUGGUGGUCAUAUACCUGUUGACAGGAGUGGCCCUAUCGUUGAUCGUGUUUUUCGUGGGCGCCAUCAAAGAAAAUGCGCUGGAAGUGACGUCCGGCAUCGCAAACAUACUGCCCGUGUAUGCCAUGGGUCACGGCAUAGAGAAGCUGUACAAACUGGGCUCAUUCCAGGCCGCGUGCAAACAGAUGUCUCCCGAGCACCUGGAGAGACGGUGUCAGGACAUUGAUUCCAAAGGGGGCACCAAGAGUGAAUACUACGGUUGCUGUGUGAGUGUGUGUCAACCCAAACACCAGUGUUACGAUGACUUCAAUGCUUUCCAAUGGGAUAUCAAUUAUGGGAUAAGCAUUGAACUGACAUACCUCAUAGUUACCGGUGCUGUAUAUGUGUUUAUACUAUGGCUUAUUGAAGGCAAUUGGGAACGACUGACAUACAUGUUUAGCACACAAAAAGUACAGACAUCUGAUAAUGGGUUGGCCUAUAUGGGAACCAAUGUUCAGCAAAAUGUUGCCAUAAAUAUGGGCACAGGAGUAGCACUGAACCCAUGGAUGAGAUCCAUAUCAGUGCAGGAGAUGGAGGACUCGGAUGUGACCGCAGAGAAGAAUAGGAUCGAAGGGUUAGUCAACACUCAUAGCGUUAACAGCGAAGCACUGGUAGUCAGGAAUUUGGCGAAAACUUUCGGAAAAGUAAUACCCAUUCAAGCGGUGAAUGGACUGAGUUUUGGUGUCCAUCCGGAGGAGUGCUUUGGUUUGUUGGGAGUGAACGGCGCCGGAAAGACAACCACUUUUCGUAUGCUUACCGGCGAUGAGACG
Messenger RNA from Oppiella nova, 831 nucleotides. Lineage: Eukaryota; Metazoa; Arthropoda; Arachnida; Sarcoptiformes; Oppiidae. The record is from the annotation of a GenBank genome assembly.